AUUUCUUCUCUCUAUCACUUUCAUGAACCAAACAAGAGCUCUUACUUCUCUCUCGCUCCUACUUCUCUCUCUCUAUACUAAAUCACCGCAAACCAAUCACAUCCUAAGGAAGAGUUUGGGGUUUAUGAGAGAGACCCUAAUCCCAGUGGCCACAGUAACCAUUUCUGGCCACCACCACCAUUACAACACCACCAGCGGUGGCUUUUCAUGGCACAAUUCAUCAUCUCAAUCUUCUCAUUCAAACCACCGCCAAGUCAAUGACCCUCUCUUCCUCUUUCAGAGCUUCAAAACCUUUCUUCUCACUAUCCAUAAAACGCUCCCUCCUCCCUUUCUCCACACUCCCCCAUAAAAACGACAUCACUCAUUCCCAAUACGACGCCGUUUCGCAUCAUUUCCGCGCCGCUGUUACUCAACCCGAGUUACUCCUCCGAGUUCUCAACUCAGUUAAACACCGACCUAUCCUCGCACUACGGUUCUUCCGUUGGGCGGAAAAACAAUCUGGAUUCAAACGAUCUGAAUCCGCUUUCGUCGCUAUCCUCGAAAUUCUCGCCAGAAAUGGUUUUAUGAGGUCUGCCUAUUGUGUUAUGGAGAAGGUAAUUGAUGUCAAAAUUGACGCCGUCGUUUUGGAUGUUUUAGUUAACAACUACAAUGGCGGCGCCGGUUGUGGUUCUGAGGUAUCUGUUAAGCUUCUUGAUUUAUUGCUUUGGAUUUACGCGAAAAAAUCGGCGUUAGAGAAUUGUUUGUUGAUUUUUUACAAAAUGAUUCAUAGUGGAUUGUUGCCUGAUGUUAGGAAUUGUAAUAGGGUUCUUAAAUUGCUUAGGGAUAGGAGUAUGGUGAAUGAGGCUAAAGAAGUUUAUAAUGUAAUGGUUGAGUGUGGAAUUAGGCCUACAACUGUUACUUAUAAUACUUUGUUGGAUUCUUUUUGUAAACAAGGGGAAGUUGGUCAAGCAAUGGAGCUUUUGUUAAUGAUGAGGAGUAUCGGGUGUGUUCCGAAUGAUGUGAGCUAUAAUGUUUUGGUGAAUGGUUUGUCGAGUAAAGGGGAUUUGAAAGAGGCUAACGAAUUGAUUGAGGAGAUGUGGGAAUUGGGACUUGAGGUUUCGGCUCACACGUAUAACCCUUUGAUUCGUGGGUAUUGUAAGAAAGGGAUGCUUGAGGAAGCUACUAGUCUUGUGGAGAAGAUGUUGGGGAGAGGAGCUUUGCCUACGGUUGCAACGUAUAAUACGGUCAUGUACGGUCUUUGUAGGUUGGGAAGAGUGAGUGAUGCAAGGCAGUUAUUGGAUGUAAUGGUAAAUAAGAAUUUGAUGCCUGACUUAGUAUCCUAUAAUACUUUGAUUUACGGUUACAGCAGGUUGGGUGUAUUAGGCGAGGCUUUUCUCUUGUUUGUUGAGUUGAGAUACAAGAAUCUUGUUCCUAGUGUUGUGACGUAUAACACGCUUAUAGACGGUCUAUGUAGAUUGGGGGACUUGGAUAUUGCCAAGCGGAUAAAGGAUGAUAUGAUUAGACAGGGACCUCAUCCUGAUGUGUUUACUUUUACAAUUCUUGUUAGGGGAUUUUGCAAGAUGGGGAACUUGCCAAUGGCUAAGGAAAUGUUUGAUGAAAUGCUAAGUAGAGGAUUGCGGCCAGACCGUUUUGCAUACAUAACUAGGAUAGUGGGUGAACUCAAGCUUGGUGACCCAUCUAAGGCUUUUGGCAUGCAGGAAGAAAUGCUAGCCAAAGGCUUUCCGCCCGAUUUAAUCACGUAUAAUGUCUUCAUCAAUGGGCUCUAUAAAUUGGGCAAUUUGAAAGAAGCAAAUGAUCUUGUGCAGAAAAUGCUCCACAAUGGAUUUGUUCCGGAUCAUGUGACAUAUACUAGCAUCAUCCAUGCUCACUUGAUGGCUGGGCAUCUUAGGAAGGCUAGAGUAGUGUUCUAUGAUAUGUUGAAGAAAGGGAUAUUUCCUUCGGUUGUGACUUACACAGUUUUGAUUCAUUCAUAUGCUGUUAGGGGAAGGCUGGAUCUUGCUAUUAUGUACUUCUUUGAGAUGCAAGACAAAGGUGUUGAUCCAAAUGUGAUCACCUACAAUGCUUUAAUCAACGGGCUUUGCAAAGAGAGAAAGAUGGAACAAGCAUACAAUUUUUUUGCGGAAAUGGAAUCAAAGGGUAUUUCUGCAAAUAAGUAUACAUACACUAUUUUGAUAAAUGAGAACUGCAACUUAGGCCAUUGGCAGGAAGCUUUGCGGUUGUACAAGGAUAUGCUAGAUAGAGAAAUUGAGCCUGAUUCUUGCACACAUAGUGCACUAUUGAAGCAUCUAAGCAAAGACUAUAAGUUCCAUGCAGUUAAGCAUUUUGAGAAUGUAAUUAGAGGGGGGUGAAUAAACCGAUGAUGUAACGAUGAAGAAGAUUUUGGCAUUCCCACAUGACAAAUGAGUAAAAGAAGAUUCCUUUGUUUGGAUGGGUUUUGCCUCAUCAAGGUUCAAAUUUGCCAAGAUGCGAUCGUGCAUAUUUUUCUCUUGCACGGAUGAAGAUGCCAACAGUUGUUUCGGAUGAUUUUAAGAUGGGCAAACUCCAAUUAUUUAAGGCUUUUACAGGUUAAAUUCUGUGACUAGGUAAUAGUUGGAAGAGUGUGGAUUUUAUCAAUUUUGAUUCAAAGAUACGCAACACUACACGUCAAAGGCAAGUGGUAUACAGAUGAAGCAUAGUUCUCUAUCCUAAUAUUUGAAACACAUCUAUCACAUAAUCAUACCCCAUUUUUUAUUUAUUUCUCUUAGUCCUUUGGGUGGAAGAGAUUUGUUUUACUCAGUGGUGCUUAUUAUUUGCACGGUAAUUGUGAUUAUUCUUUGUAAUUCCGGCGAUACACAUUUUUUACACCACAAUUUGUAUAAGGAAUGGAAAAUAAAAAGUUUGACUUCUUCUGUUUAAGGUAGUCAAUGACUGUAGAACAACUUUCUCAGUAUUGUAUUAUAUCCUGCUACUCACCUACAAUUUUUUGUUCGUUAAUAUAUUUUUAUCGUUACAUGCUACUGAUAUGUUAUCUCUUUAUCUAAGGCCCUGUUUGAUUAGUGUUUUAAAAAAUUAGAAAAGAAAAAAAGUUGUUUGAUUGAUUUUUCUGAAUCCCUUCCCUGUUACCUUUUAUUUGAAUCUUUGCUGUUCCUGUUUGAUUAGUAUUUUUUUUAAAUUAGUUUUUUUUUAAUCUAUUCAUAAAUGUCAAUUUUGUAAAUACAAGCGACACUAAAUAUUGGGUUUGAAGAAAAGCGCUGAAGAGCAUUUUGUCAGUCACAAGUGCUCGUCUAACACCUAGGUUUUCAUUAUCAAGCAUAUCACUAUUUCUUCUUUAGACAUUUAUAUCUCGCUAUUUGAUUUGAUCGAUAAAAAAGUGCUCACGACACGAGUAAGACAUAGACACAAAACAGGAAGAAAAAAAAACCAAACAUUAUCGAUUUUUUUUUUCUGUGGAGAUUUUAGUUAUGUCUCAUUGCUUCUUCUUUUUCACCUUUGUUGUCUAUAAGAAUCUUUUUGUUAGAGGCCUUCUUUUUUGUCUCGCUUUAUAUUCCCUUUUCUUCACGUAAGCUUCAUUUUGUUCUAUUGUGUUUGUUACGAUGAUCAUGCAUCCCUCAUAAGGUGAAUAUGCCACUCUUCCCCUUUGCUUUGGGCUGUUACCUGUAGUUGUCCAUGGUAGAUAGAAUGUUAGACUGGUAAAGUGCAUAGCAGGAAGAUAACAAAGCAAGAGUCAAAAUGAAAAGAUAAAUAUAGAAGCUGCUGCCUGCAGCUGGAACCAAAGAAAAGGAAGAGAAAGAGAACAAAAGCAAAACAAGAGAGAGUGGGUUUGUUUCCCAACCUGCAAGGUGCUGACUGGGAAAGUGAGCAGAAAGAGAUUGAGUUCGCCAAAAAUGGAAGGUACUGGCUUGAAAUCAACAGGUGCAAGCUGGAAAGUUGCCGGGGAUGUUUUUGGGUCGCCAGAAAUUGAUAGGCUAUGAAGCUGUUAUAGUCUGAAGGUGAUAAUCGAGGGUUUAUUUUGUUUUCUUUUCUCUUAAGCCACGGUUGGCUGUGAAUUCCCUAAAAGACUCCUAGCCUCCCCUGGAAUGUCCAUUUUUAAGGUUUUUCUAGGUUUUUGGGGUCCCUCCCCAGGGGCAGCCCUGUAGUCAUGUUUUUUUUGGCUACAUCUUCAAUUUUGACACAAGUGCUUAGGGAACUGUUUUGUAGCCGUGCUUUUACAUUUUUAUUUGUUUUUCUAUGCAGAGUUUAGGUGGAAUAAGUGAUAUUCAGGAUGAGAAUGAUCGUUCUGAAAUGCGUAUAGUCUUUGAGGUGAAAUAUAUAAAUAUGGGUCUGGUCCUAAUUUCUAUAUCCUGUUGUUUAUGACACACAAGAAAAGCAAAAAAAGUAAAGGAAAAAAGAGAGUGCUGAGUAUUAAAUGAUGACUAAUUUCACCCACUUUGCAGCUGAAGCAGGAAUCAGAUCCUUUGAUGGUUAUGAAUAAUCUUUAUCGCUUAACAUCUUGCUCUACAUUUAAUUGUAACAUGGUGUGGUAAGUUGGUUGUGUUGCACCUUUUUAUCCUUCUCAAAAUAACCAAUUAAAAUACUCUGAAUCUCUGAUCAUUGAUGCCAUUCUGAUUAUUGAUUGUUAUUACUUUUCCCUAUAUCUAGGAAAUGUAUUUUAAUAAAUGAAUAAAUUAAUAUCUUUUGGAAGGAUGAUUGUUCUAUACACAUUGGAUCCCUGGGGGCUCACUGGACCCGUUAACUGGCAUAGAACUAGUACUUGGUGAUAUUUGAGGAAAAUGUUGUUUGGACAAAAUGUAUUGACUAUGAAUUGUGGAUUGACAAAUACAUUGAGGAAAAUGUAUUUGAGGAAAAUGUAUUGACAAAUACAUGUGGCUUCUUCUUGUUCUAUGAUCUGUAUUAUUACUCUUCAUUAAUACUUCACAUCUUAAUUUGAACAUACGUUUUAUUUUCUGAUUUAUUUGUAGCAUUCUUAACGGACAACCUAAACAAAUGGGACUGAAGAAAUUGUAGCAGGUGAGUACUUACUGGCUUCAGUAGUCUACAGUGUUUGUCCCAUAUCAUCUAUGGUUAUUUGAAGAGAAAAAAUAUCACUAAGUAACUCACCAUCUACAUUGAUCUGUGAAUAAUCUUCUCGGCCUUAGUUUAUUCAGGUGUUACUUAGUUACUUUGUUUAAUUAGUUUUCAGUCACAACUGUAACUGCACUAAGUUCAACUCAGCCUUAAAUAUGAGUGCCCACAGUUGGUGCGAAGUUAUUUUUUCUGUCCAAGCUCCAAAUAUCAAAUUGCUCUUUGAACUUCUUUUUCUUUAACAGCCCUCUCUAGCCCACAAGCCCUUUUUUUAGUGUUUCGGUGGUGUAAUAUGAAUUUCCCAUUUGUCUUAGUUAUUGAAACAUCUAAUUAGACCCGUAAUCAAGCCAAAAUAAUUUGGAAACUACACUUAAUAUCCAAUUUCCGUAAUGACACAUUUUCUCUCUGCUAGGAGCCACUAAUAUUUUUAGCAUCUUAUAAGCGUGUGUAUCCUGUAAUUACUUUUUUUAUUUGGUGUUAGUCAUUUGUGUGUAAGAUGAUGGCGUUGUUUUGAAGGUUGGAAUCUGCUAAAAAAAUUGGCUUGAUAUUUAACGUUACUAAAGGCAUUUUUAGACUUCAGAUACUCUGUUGUUGAGAGACAUGCAAGAUUUCAGUUAUCAAAAGCAAAACAGAGAAAGCAUGUUGUGAGGUAUGUCACAAAAUUCAUAGGAUCUAUUUGUGUCUAUAUUGUCAUGUGCGUAGAGUAUAAAGCUUGCACAUAUUUCACCUACAGAGCAGUUUAUAAUCAUUGGUUGAAAGGCUGGCAAACUAUUAUGGCUGAAAUUGGUGAAUCACAAGAUGUUCGGUGUGGUCCAUUCAACCAAGUACAUUGAUUGAUCACAUAAUCUUUAGGAAUUGGCCAAACUGGUGUAGUGUGAUUAAUUUAACAAGUGUCUUGGAAAUAAAAAAUAAUUAUUUGAUAUUGUUUGAUUGUUGCUUCUUUAACGACUAUGGUUGUAUAGUGAAUUUUUGUCAGGGGAGUUAUUUUGAUGCGGCUUGAUCAUGCUGGAAAGGUUCAGUCUGCUUCCUUAAUCUCAGUAAGAGAUGUUUGGCUGAAGAAGUUCUUGCUAUCGUCCAAGGCUAGUUGUAGAUGAACCUCCAUGUUCAAAAGCGUAUACUUGUUCAGAUGCCUAUCUUAAAUCUAUGCGAGGAGAUAUGCUUUCAGUGGUGAUUGUUCUAGUCCUGUUCGUGUCCUAUCAUGUGUAACAUUUAUUUUGUUUGAGGGGUGGGUAUUGUCUUCCAAUGGUGGUUGAGAGAAGUGCUGUAAUUUGAUUGUAACAUUUGUAAAUUUUGUUACUGAAAACAAGUGAAAAACACACAUCUGGGGUUGAUAUCAGUGCAAAGGAAAAUUUGUUAGUACACGAAAGGAUUGUAAAGCAAAAUUCAACAAACGAGUUUCAACUCUGAUUUGUAUAUGUAGCAUUGUAAGAAGUGCCAACUAUUUAAUUAUUUA
Cicer arietinum (chickpea) is the source of this 6493-nucleotide messenger RNA. RefSeq lists its product as uncharacterized. The record is from RefSeq and is a predicted model, not a curated record. NCBI's taxonomy places the organism in Eukaryota, Viridiplantae, Streptophyta, Magnoliopsida, Fabales, Fabaceae. Gene Ontology annotation, molecular function: protein binding.